UGCAAGGGAGGGCGGGCGAGCGGCUGGAGGAGCUGAUGCUGCAAAGCCGCCCGACUCCCAGUGGGGACCAUGAGGAGCUCAGAGCGGGAAGACGAGAGUGGAGAGGCAGCGCUUAGCUUCGCCCGGCCCCGGUGAAGCCACCGCGCUUGACUAUGGCUGGGGGGAGGCGAGGGCUGGUGGCUCCGCAGAAUACCUUCCUGGAGAACAUUGUGCGGAGAUCCAACGAUACAAAUUUUGUCCUGGGUAAUGCCCAGAUAGUGGACUGGCCUAUUGUAUAUAGCAAUGACGGAUUUUGCAAGCUCUCAGGAUACCACAGAGCAGAAGUUAUGCAAAAAAGCAGCACCUGCAGUUUUAUGUAUGGAGAGCUGACGGACAAAGAAACCGUUGACAAAGUUCGACAAACAUUUGAGAAUUACGAGAUGAACUCCUUUGAAAUCUUGAUGUAUAAAAAGAACAGGACACCUGUUUGGUUCUUUGUGAAAAUAGCUCCCAUUCGAAAUGAACAGGAUAAAGUGGUAUUAUUUCUUUGCACUUUCAAUGAUAUAACAGCUUUCAAACAGCCUAUUGAAGAUGAUUCCUACAAAGGCUGGGGAAAGUUUGCUCGCUUGACACGUGCACUCACGAGCAGCCGAGGAGUCCUCCAGCAGCUUGCUCCCAGUGUGCAAAAAGGAGAGAAUGUUCAUAAGCAUUCCCGUCUUGCCGAGGUACUUCAGUUAGGCUCUGAAAUCCUCCCUCAAUACAAGCAAGAGGCACCAAAGACUCCACCACAUAUCAUUUUACAUUACUGUGUUUUCAAGACCACUUGGGAUUGGGUCAUCCUGAUUUUAACCUUCUACACCGCUAUUUUGGUCCCUUACAAUGUUUCCUUUAAAACCAAACAGAACAAUGUGGCCUGGCUGGUAGUGGACAGCAUUGUUGAUGUUAUUUUUCUGGUAGACAUUGUGCUCAAUUUUCAUACCACUUUUGUCGGGCCAGCAGGAGAGGUAAUCUCUGACCCCAAGCUGAUCCGCAUGAACUACCUGAAGACAUGGUUUGUGAUUGACCUCCUGUCAUGCUUGCCAUAUGAUGUCAUCAAUGCUUUUGAGAAUGUUGAUGAAGGUAUCAGUAGUCUGUUUAGUUCUCUAAAAGUAGUCAGGCUACUUCGGCUGGGCCGUGUGGCUCGAAAACUGGACCAUUACAUUGAGUAUGGAGCAGCUGUCUUGGUUUUGUUGGUCUGCGUAUUUGGUCUUGCAGCCCACUGGCUAGCCUGCAUUUGGUACAGUAUUGGAGACAAUGAAGUUAUCGAUAGAAACAAAAUCAGGAAUGAAAGUUGGCUGUACCAGCUAGGGGAAUCCAUUGGAUCACCAUAUCAAUUUAAUAAGACAGGAACUGGAAAAUGGGAAGGAGGACCAAGCAAGAAUUCUGUUUAUAUCUCUUCGUUAUACUUUACAAUGACUUGUCUCACAAGUGUUGGAUUUGGGAAUAUUGCACCAACCACAGAUGAUGAGAAGAUCUUUGCUGUUGCUAUGAUGAUGAUCGGCUCUUUGCUAUAUGCAACCAUUUUUGGCAAUGUGACAACUAUCUUCCAGCAAAUGUAUGCUAACACAAAUAGAUACCAUGAGAUGCUGAACAGUGUCCGGGAUUUCCUGAAACUCUAUCAAGUGCCAAAAGGCUUGAGUGAACGUGUGAUGGACUAUAUUGUUUCUACUUGGUCAAUGUCCAGGGGAAUAGAUACUGAAAAGGUUUUACAGAUUUGCCCUAAGGAUAUGCGGGCAGAUAUCUGUGUCCAUCUGAAUCGUAAAGUUUUUAAGGAGCAUCCUGCAUUCAGACUGGCUAGCGACGGAUGUCUGCGUGCUCUUGCAAUGGAAUUUCAGACUGUUCACUGUGCUCCUGGGGAUCUUAUUUACCAUGCUGGAGAAAGUGUGGAUAACCUUUGUUUUGUGGUUUCGGGGUCCUUGGAAGUAAUCCAGGAUGAUGAAGUUGUUGCCAUUCUGGGCAAAGGAGAUGUUUUUGGUGAUGUCUUCUGGAAAGAAACUACCCUUGCCCAAUCUUGUGCUAAUGUAAGGGCACUGACUUACUGUGACCUUCAUGUGAUCAAAAGGGAUGCCUUACAGAAAGUAUUGGAGUUCUAUACAGCCUUUUCACACUCUUUCUCAAGGAACCUCAUAUUGACCUACAAUCUGCGGAAAAGGAUUGUAUUCCGGAAGAUCAGUGAUGUCAAGCGGGAAGAAGAAGAAAGGAUGAAAAGAAAGAAUGAGGCACCUUUAGUUCUGCCACCUGACCAUCCUGUCCGUCGGCUAUUUCAAAGAUUUAGGCAACAGAAGGAAGCCCGAUUAGCAGCAGAAAGAGGCAGAGAUGACCUAGAUGUGGAAAAAGGCAACAUUUUGGGAGAUCAUCCUUCACGCACCAUUGUAAAAGCUAGCAUUGUAACUGUCAGGGAGAGUCCUGCCACACCUGUUGCCUAUCAAUCUGCUUCUACAUCUGGUGUGUCUGACCAAGCAAAACUACAAGCUCCUCUGUCAGAAUACACAGGUACCAAAGUGACAGGUGAUCUUCCAAAGCGCAAAGGCUGGACCAAAUUCAAAGAUGCCUGUGGGAAGGGAGAAGACUGGAACAAAGUCUCCAAAGCAGAAUCCAUGGAAACUUUGCCAGAGAGAACAAGAGCAGCAGGAGAAGCCACUCUGAAGAAGACAGACUCCUGUGACAGCGGCAUCACAAAAAGCGAUCUGCGUUUGGACAAUGUCGGGGAGACACGGAGUCCUCAGGACAGAAGUCCUGUCCUGGCAGAGGUCAAACACACUUUCUAUCCUAUUCCUGAACAGACUCUUCAGGCAACUGUCCUGGAAGUGAAGCAUGAGCUGAAAGAGGACAUCAAAGCUUUAAACACAAAAAUGACUAAUAUAGAAAAACAGCUCACUGAGAUACUAAGGAUAUUAGCCUCUAGAAGAAGUUCUCAGUCACAACAGGAGCUGUAUGAAAUAUCAAGACCCCAGUCUCCAGAAUCAGAAAAAGACAUUUUUGGAGCAAGCUGAGGUGUUUCUUCAAAACAAGAGCGAACAGAAUAUCCCCACAAACACCACUUAACAUUUUUUAAACAAAACAAAACAUUUAGUCUUUUCUUGAUGAUAACCACUGAGGGGGCAGCCCAUUAAGCAUGUCCCCUAUCUCUCUAAACAGUACAGUAACAGGAAUUGCAACAUCAUGUCAAGAUGGCAGCUGAUUCUGAAGUCUUUUUGACAGCAAGGGUACAGUUUAUAAUGUUUUCCUACUUCUUCAUUAGAGAUCCUUUCCCCCCCCCCAAAUGAUUGCUUGUUUUUAAAAAAAAGCAUUUUUAGAAAAGUGACAUUAGGUCUAACUCAUAUGCUUAUCUGUAGAAAUACUUCUUUGAGGGACUGCAGCAAACGAAUGUAUCUCCCUGUAUAUAAGGUAAUAACUGAUAUGAGGGCUCCACA
Messenger RNA from Sphaerodactylus townsendi, 3431 nucleotides. RefSeq names its product potassium voltage-gated channel subfamily H member 1 (gene KCNH1). The transcript is spliced from 11 exons. Lineage: Eukaryota; Metazoa; Chordata; Lepidosauria; Squamata; Sphaerodactylidae. Gene Ontology annotation, biological process: regulation of membrane potential; potassium ion transmembrane transport. Gene Ontology annotation, cellular component: membrane. Gene Ontology annotation, molecular function: delayed rectifier potassium channel activity. The coding region runs from base 153 to 3011 and encodes 952 amino acids. The record is from RefSeq and is a predicted model, not a curated record.